AUGUGUUAUUCAUGGUCACUGGUCACUGUUGUGACCUGUCUAACGUACGCUGCGACUUUCAAUCCUUCACUUCGUGUCAUCAGCUGUACGCGGAGUAAUCUCGUCGUCAAGGUUACUGGUGCAGCAAACGAUGGACUCAUCUUCAUUAAAGGUCAGGGAGAAGACUGUAAACAGCUGACAUCAGAGGAACAAGAAUUUUAUGAAUUUGAUUUUGUUUCUUGUAAUAUUGAAUGGGAGAUGAUGUUCCGUAUAAUCGUCCAGAAGUUGGGAGCGUUUCAGACCGGAGCGGAUAAGCAGAUCCCGGUGAUGUGUACAGCUGACACCAAUGACAUCGUUGUCAGUAACUACCUCGGCGCCGCUGACAAGGCAGAUGAUACCGGCCUCAAUAGAACAACUAAACCAAGGGCCUAUUUAUCCUUCUACAAAGUCGUCACAGGAGACGAGGUCAUAGGGUCAGAGGUCAAACUGACGGAUAGACUGAUUAUGACGCUGAAACUUGAAGAGGAGUUUAUCAAUGACUUCGAUAUGAAGGCCAGGUAUUGUCAGGCUGCCGACAUUGUCAUCAUAGAAGACUUUUGUGCGGUCGAACCGGAACUAUUCGGAAACUUUUGGAAGCUAAAACAGGGAACCCUAAUUAGUGAGUUCGGGGCAUUCCGAACGACAGACUUUGAUGGUGGUUCAGUCGUUAUGAAUUUUUCGUGCACUCUCCAGCUCUGUCAGGGUCCAUGUUUCCCAGAAAAAUGUGACGACAGUUACACAGGCUGGGGCCGGAAGCGACGUAAUACAGAUCGACAAGAAAACGGAAGUGGACGAUUUCGGCGACAGACAGGAAGUACUGAUACAAUUGACGUGGGCGGGUCUGUCAAUGUGGUGGAGAGUUAUUCGACAAUCAAAAUUCUGACGAAUAAAGACUUCUGCUGGGACAAGAUGGCGCUUAGUUUGCUGAUCACGUGCUUAUGCUGUUGUAUCAUAGCGCCAUCUAGUGGAUGUUUCCUACUGUAUCGGAAGUUAGUCAGCUGUCAAAACAUGCUCCGCGACGCCACCAAAUUCAGCAGGCCGUCUUCACAGAAGAUGUCAGCCGCGGCAAUUCUCCAUUAA
Molecule: messenger RNA, 1098 nt
Organism: Ylistrum balloti
Lineage: Eukaryota; Metazoa; Mollusca; Bivalvia; Pectinida; Pectinidae
Exons: 8
Coding region: 1-1098 (365 amino acids)
Source: RefSeq, a predicted model, not a curated record